UAAAAGCUGGCGCCCACCGCUUCCCCGUCCCUCUUCUCCUUCUCCUUCUCCUUCGCCUUCACCACACCACCAGGUGGUUCUCCUCCCUUCCCCUCCCCUCCGCUCCGGAUAAAGCGAGAGCUCCCAUCCCCCACCAUCCCCACAGGAGAAGAUUACACGCACUCGUUCCUUCCUCCCUCCCUCCCUCCCGUCAGCAGUAGUGGACUGCCUCCCCAUCCACCCACCUGCGCCCGUUGCCUCCUCCUCGAUCGCGCGCACUCCCGGCGAGCUGGUUUUCUGAGAGGGGGUGCGGGCGAGGACGCCUGACUCCGCCUCUGGUUCGGAUCGAAUCCAAGGUUGAUGGCGAUGGAGGGGCCGAUCCUGUGUCGUCCUGUACUGCAAGCAAAGCUACCUGCCGCGAUGAUCAGCAACUCGCUGACUAAAUCCGGGCCGCUUGGAACCGCGUUCCUGGGUGCGGUGUCCAGAUACAGGAACAUUACUAGACUCGUUUCUCCAGUUUAUCAGCCAACGCCAAAGAGCUUCACUACUAUCUGCUCUAGCUUCAGCUCAUCGUCCGAUGGUAAUGGAUAUAUGGCUGGAAACUUUAGCGAGAGUGACGAAGAUUAUGUUGAUUCUACCGUGCUAGAAGCAGUUGAGGUGAGAAGUGGAGCAGAUGGAUAUGUAAUAAAGAUGCGAGAUGGGAAAAACUUGAGAUGUGUGCACAAUAAUUCUCAAGGGAGAAAUAUUCCAGAAAGUGCACCACAACCAGCUAUUGUUUUGAGGAUUGAAGAUGGAAGUGAAACUUUACUUCCAAUCAUUGUUUUGGAGAUGCCAAGCGUACUUCUGAUGGCUGCUAUUCGCAAUGUUCACAUUGCUAGACCAACCAUAUAUCAAGUUGUGAAGGAGAUGAUUGAUAAAAUGGGUUAUGAGGUAAAACUGGUUCGGAUAAAUAAAAGAAUUCAAGAAGCAUACUGUGCUGAACUUUAUCUGACAAAGGUAGGAGACCAUACAGAAAGUGUCACCUUUGAUCUGCGACCUUCAGAUGCCAUUAACAUUGCUGUUCGCUGCAAGGUUCCUAUACAAGUCCAUAGGAGUCUUGCAUACAGUGAUGGCAUAAGAUCAGUCGAGCCAGCAAGAAUGGCAGUAGCAGCUGGCAUAUCAGAUGGUUUGUUGUUUACAGAACUUGACAGACCUGAUGGGCAGCCCUGUGUUGAGGCUCAAGAGUUUGGAUUAAUCCGGAACAUGCUUAUUGCAGCUGUUGAAGAGAGAUACAAAGAUGCUGCAUGGAGGGACAAACUGAUGCAGCUGAGGUCUAAACGGAAAAACUGGGCCUAAUAGCGUGGCUUGUUUCCAUGGUGUAAAUAAGAACGAAGCCCUAUUGAAUCCCAGUAUGCAUUCCAGAUGACUGAUGCUGCCUAUGUAAUUAGAUGUAUAUAUUAUAUGGAGCUAAGAACUGGACUUUGUAAAUUCUGACACUGUUUCGGUCUUUGGAGUAAGAACUAAUAUAUGGGAACUCUCUGCAUGUUGUCCAGUUGAUAUCUGUCUCAUGAGCACUUCAUAAUGCCCUCUUUUGGUAAAUCAAGUAUUCUAUAAACAAAAUGUGUAACUUGUUUGUAAACAUGCACAAUGUAAUUAGCCCAACUAUUCCAGCGACCUUUUACCAGCUCAACUUCAUCUA
This is a messenger RNA of Oryza brachyantha (malo sina), 1657 nucleotides long. Its product is annotated as bifunctional nuclease 2. Lineage: Eukaryota; Viridiplantae; Streptophyta; Magnoliopsida; Poales; Poaceae. Bases 340 to 1314 code for a protein of 324 amino acids. Gene Ontology annotation, molecular function: nuclease activity. The record is from RefSeq and is a predicted model, not a curated record. The transcript is spliced from 11 exons. Gene Ontology annotation, cellular component: nucleus; VCB complex. Gene Ontology annotation, biological process: protein ubiquitination.